Impatiens glandulifera is the source of this 2054-nucleotide messenger RNA. RefSeq names its product calmodulin-binding receptor-like cytoplasmic kinase 3. Gene Ontology annotation, biological process: protein phosphorylation. Lineage: Eukaryota; Viridiplantae; Streptophyta; Magnoliopsida; Ericales; Balsaminaceae. Gene Ontology annotation, molecular function: ATP binding; protein kinase activity. The coding region runs from base 392 to 1831 and encodes 479 amino acids. The transcript is spliced from 7 exons. The record is from RefSeq and is a predicted model, not a curated record.
UUGAAUUCUAUAGCCAAUAAUCUAUCCAUCUCUAACCUCUCUAUUCUUGCCAAUCAAUUAAUUAUCACAAUUCAAUUUGUUGAUUCAAUCUCAGCUGCUUUCUGUAUCAGGUUCAUUUCUCUCCCUUCAAGUAACCAUUAAUGGAAUUACCAAAUUGAGCUUGAUCAAUCCUUGCCUUUCUUUUCUACACUCUUCAACAUCGUUUUCCUUCGGAGUUAUCAAUAUUCAACUAUUUCUGUCGUUUUCCUUUGUUAUUGAUUCGAUAUCUGGAUUAUAUUUGAAACCCUAAUUUCACAGUUCAUGAAAAAGUAUUCCAACCUUGGAUCUUAGUCAUAGUUUUGGGUAGUGUAAUUAGAUCCUGAAGAUAGUAAGUAGAUAGUGUUUCGAUUUGAUGACUAAUCAUUGCUGCUGUAUUUCCUUCUUCAUUCCAUUAUCGAGAUGGAGGGAAGUUCUUCUUUGCUUAUUAUUGUUUACUCAACUGCCAAGAAUCCUUGGCGCUAGCGUGAUACAAAUUGAAUCUUUAGGCUGCUCAUUAAGUGAUGGUUUGUUUUCCAUAAAUGGGAGAUUGGUUGAUAAAGAGUUAUUCUGCAAGACCUUCAAUUCUCAGUGUUGCCAAUCACCUCCUUCAUUAGAGGGUUCAGGUCGAAAACUUUUGAGCGAAAGUAAGAAUUUAGACAAGUCAGUAUUGUCUUCUCCAAGGAACAUGGUGGUGGCAGCAUCGGGGAUUAUGGUUCUUUUAUGUAGUUGUUUAUGUCCAUGUUUCUGGAGAAGAAGGAGAGAAAUGGAACAUCAUGCUAUGUCGAAGGAUAAUUCAAUGAAUGGUUUAUCUACUUCUGCUGUGGAACUGGAUAGUUAUCCAUUACGAAUACCACCUAGUCCUUCGAGAUUUUCCAUGUCCCCUCCACCAAGUAGAGUAAAUUCACUACAUCUGAAUCUGAAUCUUAUUAUUAAAGCAACCCAUCAUUUCUCACCCUCGAUGAAGAUCGGAGAAGGUGGCUUUGGAGAUGUUUACAAAGCUCAGUUUCCAGAUGGACAGAUAGUUGCUGUAAAACGAGCCAAGAAAGAACUAUUCGAAGCCUUGAAAACCGAAUUUACAAGCGAAAUUGCACUGUUGUCUAAGAUAGAACACCGAAAUCUGGUGAAACUGCUCGGGUAUAUAGAUCAAGGAAAGGAACGUCUCCUUGUCAUGGAGUACAUGCCUAAUGGUACUCUUAGAGAACAUUUAGAUGGCGUUCGUGGAAAAACCUUGAACUUCAAUCAACGGAUGGAGAUCUCAAUCGAUAUAGCUCAUGGCUUAACUUACCUGCAUUUAUAUUCGGAGAAGCAAAUUAUUCAUCGAGACAUUAAGUCAUCAAAUAUCCUACUGACUGAAGGAAUGAGGGCUAAAGUGGCAGAUUUUGGUUUCGCGAGAUCAGGUGAAACUGAGUUCAACACUGAGAGAACUCAUGUUGUGACUCAGGUUAGAGGGACAGUCGGUUAUAUUGAUCUCGAGUAUGCGAAAACGAACAAACUUACCCCGAAAAGUGACGUUUACUCUUUCGGGAUUUUACUUCUUGAAAUCUUCACAGGUCGUCGACCGUUUGAAAAGAAGUACCCGGAUAAUGAGAGGAUAACGAUUAGAUGGGCAUUUGAUAAUUACCAAAAAGGGGAGGUGAUGCAGUUGGUAGACCCUUCUAUGCAAGAAACACUUGAAGAGGAUGUUUUGGUGAAAAUAUUUCAUUUGGCGUUUGAUUGUACAGCUUCCACACGAUCUCAGCGACCCGAUAUGAAAGUAGUCGGUGAGAGGCUGUGGGCGAUCAGAAUGAAAUGUCAAAGUCGUGUAAGGGGUUAGGUCAAAAGAAAUACCGGUUUUCAAGAUUAGCACCAAUAGAAGAAAAGGUUGGAUGAAAUGUUUUUUUUUUCUUCUUGUUUUCAUGUUCAUUUUGUGUUGUAAUUUGGGUGGUGUAUUUGCUUAGCAUUUUUAAGAAUCAAUCUUUUGUUUAAAUUUGUAAUCCUGUAAUAGAAACAGAAGUUAUAAUUUUAUUUAUAUCUCUUAAAGCAAAUUGAAAGAUUCA